Phyllostomus hastatus (greater spear-nosed bat) is the source of this 1581-nucleotide messenger RNA. It is a transcript of the gene HSPBP1, whose product is annotated as HSPA (Hsp70) binding protein 1. Gene Ontology annotation, molecular function: protein binding. The coding region runs from base 254 to 1327 and encodes 357 amino acids. The record is from RefSeq and is a predicted model, not a curated record. The transcript is spliced from 8 exons. NCBI's taxonomy places the organism in Eukaryota, Metazoa, Chordata, Mammalia, Chiroptera, Phyllostomidae.
UCGGGCAAACCCCUUAACCCCAGCUACGAAAUUGGAUGGGUGCGCCGGAAAUUUCCGGGAGAGACGUGCGUAUUUCCGGUAAAGAUGGCGGCGCCCAGUAGAGUCAGGUGCGGACGACUCUGUCUUCAUUAGCUCCGGCGACUGGAGGCCGGGGGAGCAGAACCCCAGAAUCGACCCUCCAGGACGCCAGAGCUACUUCCGCGGUGACCACCUCGUACCCCCAACACAUUCUCCCCUUCUUCACAAACAGCCCAUGGCGGACCAAGGCUCGGGGGGCAGCCGCCUCCCGCUGGCUCUGCCCUCAGCCUCCCAGAGCUGUUCUUCGGGGGGCAGCGGCUCCUCCGCGGGGGGCUCGGGCAAUCCCCCGCCUCCGCGCAACCUCCAAGGCCUGCUGCAGAUGGCCAUCACGGCGGGCUCUGAGGAUCCAGACCCCCCCCCAGAACCCAUGAGUGAGGAGAGGCGCCAGUGGCUGCAGGAGGCCAUGUCGGCCGCCUGCCGGGGCCAGCGGGAGGAGGUGGAGCAGAUGAAGAACUGCCUCCGAGUGCUGUCCCAGCCUGCGCCCUCCCCAGCCGGGGAAGCUGACCUGGCUGUGGACCAGCAGGAACGCGAGGCGGCCCUGGAGCUGCUGGCCGACUUGUGUGAGAACAUGGACAACGCUGCAGACUUCUGCCAGCUGUCGGGCAUGCACCUGCUGGUGGGCCGGUACCUGGAGGCGGGGCCUGCGGAGCUGCGGUGGCGGGCAGCACAGCUCAUCGGCACGUGCAGCCAGAACGUGGCGGCCAUCCAGGAGCAGGUGCUGGGCCUGGGCGCCCUGCGCAAGCUGCUGCGGCUGCUGGACCGGGACCCCUGUGACACGGUGCGCGUCAAGGCCCUCUUUGCCAUCUCCUGCCUGGUCCGGGAGCAGGAGGCUGGGCUGUUACAGUUCCUCCGGCUGGACGGCUUCUCUGUGUUGAUGCGGGCCAUGCAGCAGCAGGUGCAAAAGCUCAAGGUGAAGUCAGCAUUCCUGCUGCAGAACCUGCUUGUGGGCCACCCAGAACACAAAGAGACCCUGUGCUCCAUGGGGAUGGUCCAGCAGCUAGUAGCCCUCGUCCGGACAGAACACAGCCCCUUCCACGAGCAUGUGCUGGGAGCCCUGUGCAGCCUGGUGACAGACUUCCCCCAGGGCAUGCGGGAGUGCCGGGAGCCAGAGCUGGGCCUGGAGGAGCUCCUCCGACACCGCUGCCAGCUGCUGCAGCAGCACGAGGAGUACCAGGAGGAGCUGGAGUUCUGCGAAAAGCUGUUACAGACCUGUUUCUCCAGCCCAACGGACGACAGCAUGGAUCGGUGAAACCUGGUGGCUUCUGGCCCCCUCUCCGUUGGAACCCUAGGCCUCUUGCCUCCCUCCUAUGAGAGCAGGGAGGCCCCUGCCCAAGGGAGAGCAGGGCCUUGUGGGUCCCAGGCCAGGACGUGCCAGCCCGUCUCUGCUCACCUCCCCAGAGGAGCGCUGAGAAAGGCACCAGCCCCUUGGACCCCCACCUAAUGUCUCCAUUCCCCCUUAUGUGUCCACACUGUCUUCCAAUAAAGGUGUUUCUUCUCCUCUUC